Messenger RNA from Necator americanus (New World hookworm), 438 nucleotides. RefSeq lists its product as uncharacterized. NCBI's taxonomy places the organism in Eukaryota, Metazoa, Nematoda, Chromadorea, Rhabditida, Ancylostomatidae. Gene Ontology annotation, molecular function: microtubule binding. The transcript has a single exon. The record is from RefSeq and is a predicted model, not a curated record. Gene Ontology annotation, cellular component: axonemal microtubule; cytoskeleton; ciliary basal body. The coding region runs from base 1 to 438 and encodes 145 amino acids.
AUGGACAAGACGAUGAACCAGCAGGAGUACGUGACAGUCAAAGGCGAGCGUUACGACACCAAGCGUCCGAAGGAUUCCGAAAUCCUCAAAGGCGAUGGCUCGUUCAUGGACAAGACGAUGAACCAGCAGGAGUACGUGACAGUGAAAGGCGAGCGUUACGACACCAAGCGUCCGAAGGAUUCCGAAAUCCUCAAAGGCGAUGGCUCGUUCAUGGACAAGACGAUGAACCAGCAGGAGUACGUGACAGUCAAAGGCGAGCGUUACGACACCAAGCGUCCGAAGGAUUCGGAAAUCCUCAAAGGCGAUGGCUCGUUCAUGGACAAGACGAUGAACCAGCAAGAAUUUGUAACUGUGAAAGGCGAGAGCGUUACGACACCAAGCGUCCGAAGGAUUCCGAAAUCCUCAAAGGCGAUGGCUCGUUCAUGGACAAGACGAUGA